Spirometra erinaceieuropaei is the source of this 1287-nucleotide messenger RNA. The record is from the annotation of a GenBank genome assembly. NCBI's taxonomy places the organism in Eukaryota, Metazoa, Platyhelminthes, Cestoda, Diphyllobothriidea, Diphyllobothriidae.
AUGAAGAGUAAGAGUCCGAGAAGCGAACCUUGGGGCGCACCACCAGUCACGUUCACCCAGCCUGAGCUCAAAGGUACUCCAACGUACGGACUGACUACAUGGCUGUUCCGGCGUCUCAUGUUCCUGAUCGCUGAGUCAGACACCAUGGUCUCUUCGUCAGCACAAUUCCUGGAGGAACUCAAAGGGUUAAGCCUCCAUCCAAAUGAGGUCAUGGUAUCUUUUGAUGUUACAUCCUUUUUUACUUCUAUUCCCCAGGACCUGGCGAUCGAGACAAUCGAGCUGGAUCUACAAAGCAAAUACGAUGAAAUGGAGAAUCGCCUUGGACGCGCCCAAGUCCUUCAGCACCUGAAGUUCUGUCUCAGGACGUACUUCACGUUCGGCGGUACAAUCCACGAACAAGUGAAGGGCACACCAAUGGGUUCGCCGAUUUCGGGGUUCAUCGCCGAGGCGGUCCUGCAACGGUUAGAGUCGUUGGUCUUCAAACACCAACCGAGGUUCUGGGCCCCAUAUUUGGAUGAUACCCUCGUCGUUAUCGACCGGGAUCAACUGCUGAAAUUCAAGGAACGUCUGAAUGCGGUCUUCCCGGACUUACAAUUUACGAUGGAGGAGGAAGAGAACAACCGGCUGGCCUUCCUGGAUGUCCUCGUAUGCCGCAAGGCUUGUGGUGGACUAAAUACCAAAGUGUUCAGGAAAGCGACAAAUACGAUGCAAGUACUGAACUUCAACAACAGCCACCCAAUCAGCCACAAGCGCAGCUGUGUAAGGACGCUCUAUCGGCAUGUGGAAAAGCACUGCAUUGAGCCGGAAGACAAGAUUGCCGAAUUACAAUACCUCCGAUGGGUCUUCAAAGCCAAUGGCUUCCCGCGCAACUUCGUCAACCGGUGCAUACACAAAAGGGACGAAAGGCCUAACCGCACGGACACCAAAGCUUGGCGAACGCUUCCGUAUCUCAAGAACGUUUCGGGAGUUGUCGUCUGCCUUCUCGCACCACUUGGGUUUGGAGUUGCACACAGACCGGAGGCAACCAUCAGGCGUCAGGUAUUGAAACCGAAAGACCCACUGCCACGGCAAGAAACGUCUGGAGUCGUUUAUCGGAUCUGGUGCAGUUGCGGACAAAGCAACUACGUCGGUGAAACCGGAGGGCAACUCCAAACGCGAAUGGCCGAACACGCUGCAGAGGUGCGGAGAAAGGACGCUAGCUCUCAGGUUGCGGCUCUUCGACGGGUUCCGGCCACUCAUUCAAAUUUGAUGAGGCCGAAAUUCUCGCAAGAGGUGACAACCGCGUGA